AAUCGGCCCUGCCCGGCCGAUCGUUCGCCGUUUUUUAUGCAUGCACUCUUGCGCCCGAGCUGUCAAACGCAGCCGAUGGUGUAACUUUCUAGCGACACCCCGUCCGCUGCAUCUGCUCUGUGCAAUAUUUACCAUUCAUUGUUCGUCCGUCGGUCAGCUAUUGCGCCUCCCAACUAGGCAAGGUGAUACGCUGCCGCUAGCACUGUGCACUCUACGCUACAACUGCGGGUCGGUGGGAAUCAGUGGCAAAAGGGUUCGGUGGAGCAAAGCAAAGGAACGAAGAAAAAAGUCACGACAAGAACGCCGAGUUCCUCCUGCGAGUGGCUGCUCACCGAGAGGGCGUGUGAAGCGUGUUAGUACGAUGGUGUGGAAGCAAUAGAAAUUCGUUCGAUGCGUACGGAAAGGGCAAAAUCAUCGCAAAUGUCAAAGUGAGGCGAAAGCGUAUCGCAUUUUUUUUUCUCCUCCCCGCACAUCCCUGCACGACGUACACAGAUUUGUCGAGUGAAUUGUGGCAAACGCGAGGCAAACGGCACCGCAGAUUAGAUUAGAGCGAAUCCGAUUCCCCCCGCAGGGUGUGAAGGAAAUUUUCUAGCGUUGUUUCUAAACCGUUCUGCCUGUCGUGUGUGUGUGGUGUGGUGCUUUGUAAGGAGGUGCCUGUUUGAGAAAUUCUCUUUGUUUCUGUCCUUGCCUACUGUCUGCCUGCCUGCUGCUUGCACGUACGAAACGAAACGCAAGCAAACGAGUGUGUGACGAGGGAGGGCAGCCAGUGGUGGUGGUGGUGGCCACGACAGUGUGUGCAAGCGGGUGCCAGUAAAUUAGUGGCAAACGAGAGGGGGAGUGUGUGUGUGUGUGUGAAAGGAGAGAGAGAGAAAGAGAGAGCGAGAGAGCGGGGCAGGGAUUGCACCAACACACCGAGCAGCGGCCGCAAGUGCAAUUUUUUCUUCGUGUGUGCGCAACACUCAACGCUCGCGUACACAAUCCGGAAGUUCGCGAUGGAUGGUGAAUCGGAAAAACAGCCGCUCCUGAAGCAAGCAGCACAGCAACAGUCGCAGGAAUCAGGAUCAGUGCAGCCGGUCGUGAAUGCAUCCCCGAUCGGGCCGGACGAGGUACCGCCGUCGUAUCAGCAGGAGCAACAGAAUAGUAUUAUCGUGACGUGCCGCGUGUGCCAGGCACUGAUCGACAUCUCCUGGAAGAAGGAACAGCACGUCGUCAAGUGUCUGCAGUGCAACGAAGCGACGCCCAUUCGAAAUGCACCGGCCGGCAAGAAGUACGUACGAUGCCCGUGCAACUGUCUGCUGAUUUGCAAGAGCUCUUCCCAGCGGGUGGCCUGCCCGCGGCCCAACUGCAAACGCAUCAUCAAUCUGGCCCCGAGCCCGGUCACGCCGCCGCUGCUCCCAAUGCCCGGCAUGUGCCGCGUUACCUGCGGCCACUGUCACGACACGUUCUUGUUUGAUACGCUGAAGAAUAAUCUAGCGAGAUGCCCGCACUGUCGCAAGGUGUCGUCGGUCGGGGCCGACUUUUGCCGCAAGCGUCGCAAUCUACACUUCCUUGGUGGAAUUAUAUUUUUGGCUAUCGGUAUCGGCGUUACAUUCGCCACCUACACCUACGUGAGGGUAAGUUUCUCCAUCGCUCCGUCCUUCCUUCCACACACUAACCAGCACACUCUCCCUCUCUCCACUGUGCACUUCUUUGCAGGAUUACGGUGGCAUAUUUGUGGCGUACAUCAGCCUUUAUCUCAUCUCCGUGCUGCUCUUCGCGAAGGCGCUCUACUACUGCUCGCUCAAGAUUAGCAACAUUGAUGGGCCGUUUACGACGGUCACUUCUUAAAACAGACUACCGUAAAGUGCAACACAUUCCUAACAUGAGCAAGCAGCAAGCGCCGGCGGCGGCGUCUUUUGCUGCGCAGCCCGUGCGUGUGCGCGUGUGCGUUUCGCUAUAGAGUCGAUGGAUGCGCAUUAGCAUUAGCACGGUGUGAUAAAAGCGGUAGAUAACAAUACAAAACAGUGGUGUGUGUGCGUGUGUGAAGAAACAGUUUGGAUAUGCAGCUCCAUUGGAGGAAUGAAUGGUGCGGGAAGAGAUGGUGCCACCAAACGGAAGGAAACAAAGCCCGUCGCGCAUGCGCAGAUCGGACCAAAAUUUACAGUUUGUGAGCAAACUAGAAGAGAUUAGUAAAGGGUGGGGGGAUAGGCACAGUAGGCACAGGCUAAAAAGACCGAUCAAAUAUGCAGCACAGUUGCAAAUGGGGGGAAAAAAAGAUUAAUCAAAAUUACGUAGAACAUUUGGUGGAACCCCGGGUUUCUGCCCACCCUCCGGGGUCCAGGUUAACUAUUUAGAUUGAUAGCGAAAAAAGUGCACGAAAGUAGCGUAUAUGGCUACGCUUUUUCGAAUCCAAUUGUGCGUGCUUUUGAGUUGAGUUAUUUGUAAUCAGGGUAGAAUCAUACUUUUUCCGGUGGUGUGCGUGUGUGUCGGAUAAUUUCCCAUCACUUUCCUGUUGGUUUUUGUGUAGCAAUUUUUUCCCUGUUUUGAGAGAAUAUCCUUUCAAUUAACAAUGCCGCUGGCUUGCAAUAUUGUUUACUGUCCUUUGAUUAUGUGUUGUUCGUGUUUUUCUUCAUUUUUUUUUUAAAUAACGUUUAUACAGUCUUGAAUUAUUAUUUUUACCGCACUUAGCCAUGUAUAUUAUGAGUUUAAUAUGAUUGUAUAAAACAAGAGUUUGCUAGAGAAGAUGAAAAAAAAAACAAGCAAAAAAAGAAACAGAAGCAUUGGAAGGAGGCAUGUGAAUGUGAGAAAAGUAAGCUAAAAAAACACACACAUUAACAUUACACAACAUAACUGAUAUUCGAGCGGAGGUGGGGCAGGUUUAAGCAGAACUAACAAAACCACACGAUAAUUGUGAAACAUUAGAUGUGGCCAUGAGAUGUGAUGAGGCUUGUUUGAUGUGCUCAGGAAGGCAGAAAUGAUGCCGGAUUGGGCAAUCCCCGUCAUGUAUGGGGGGGAAGGGUAUUUAAAUGUUUUAGGUAAAAAGCGUAUCAAAAGAAACAAAAGUUAGCCUGUUUUCAGUUACAACAACAGGGGUAGUCGGCACGAGAGAGAGAGAAAGGAACACAUUUAUUCAUGCAUAUUAUACAUAUGAAACAUAAAUUCAUACCCUUCACAUUUCAUACACGUGCAUUCACGUGCUAGGGGCCGGAGAGGAUGCUCUAACUGCUAGUGCCAGUGUCAUAAGCGUGUACCGGUUUGGGAGCGGGGAAACGAGCUCUGGCUGACGAUAAGGAACUGAUGCUGCAAUCUGCAUUGAAUACGAAUUGUUUCGGGUUUUCGAGAGCCGCCUAGAUAUACACAUACACACACAUAAACACACACCGUGGUUAUUAGCAAAUGUUUUACUAAAUAUUGAACAUAAUUAAGUUACGUAUCGAACGAGAAUGCUGUAAAUGGUCGUGUGCCCUUCUCCUAUCUUCGGCAACGUUGCUCCCCUUUCCCUCCCUCUAAACCAAUGUUAAUCUACUUGAGAAAUGUAAGCUAAAGUCAGCGGAGUACCGCCCUCGUUCUAAUAAUUGCAAUAUUUGUUGUGCAACUUUGCAAAAACCCCUGGCGCUGAUAUAACAGAAUCCGAUGCAAACAAUUCAGGAAGUAGCAGCUGCAGCAGCAGGAUCAGGGUUGGUGUUGUUGUGUGAGCUUGUGUGCGAUAUUAAAUGGUACCAAACGAACGCCGGUAACGGUGUCAAUGAUGUAUUGCGGAUGCAGAAUGCUCUGUCCCCCCUCUCCCAGACGGGGUAGUAGAUGCGAUCCUUAGCGAUCCUUGACCGUAGGAACGAGCGAACGAACACGAUCGAGCAAAUGAUGGCGAGACUUGGGACUGACAGGGAGGAGGGCAAGACACUCGAACCGAUAAUAAAGUAAUAUAAAAUACGCUUUCCACAAUUUCUCACUAGUAGGUGACGAGCUCUGGCCGAGAGCUGUAUAAUGCAUGAAGCAGUAAUAAAGGCAAUUUAGAUACAAUAA
This is a messenger RNA of Anopheles gambiae (African malaria mosquito), 4002 nucleotides long. Its product is annotated as type 1 phosphatidylinositol 4,5-bisphosphate 4-phosphatase. Gene Ontology annotation, biological process: phosphatidylinositol dephosphorylation. NCBI's taxonomy places the organism in Eukaryota, Metazoa, Arthropoda, Insecta, Diptera, Culicidae. Gene Ontology annotation, cellular component: plasma membrane; lysosomal membrane; phagocytic vesicle membrane. The transcript has 4 exons. Gene Ontology annotation, molecular function: phosphatidylinositol-4,5-bisphosphate 4-phosphatase activity. Bases 993 to 1790 code for a protein of 265 amino acids. The record is from RefSeq and is a predicted model, not a curated record.